Messenger RNA from Purpureocillium takamizusanense, 1870 nucleotides. RefSeq names its product phosphate transporter (Pho88) (gene PHO88). Gene Ontology annotation, cellular component: endoplasmic reticulum; mitochondrion. The record is from RefSeq and is a predicted model, not a curated record. Gene Ontology annotation, biological process: protein targeting to ER. The transcript is spliced from 3 exons. Lineage: Eukaryota; Fungi; Ascomycota; Sordariomycetes; Hypocreales; Ophiocordycipitaceae. Bases 14 to 775 code for a protein of 253 amino acids.
GAAAAAACUCCAGAUGUUUCCACCACCUGGCUUGUCCCUCCGUCUCCCUCCUCUCCUUGCCUCCAACCCACUCGCGCACCACCUCUGCCGUCGCCCGCUUCCGCAGCACGUCAGGCGUCGCCCCUCAUCACCCCUUCUCCUUUCCUCCUUCAGUCUUCCGUUUGCGUCACGCUUCGCAGCGAGUGAAUCCGCAACAAUGGCCGGCCUCAGCCCCCAAAUCACGAACCUCGUCAUCAUCCUGGGCAUGAUGCAGGUGUCGAAGCGCAUCCCCUUUGACGACCCAACUGUCCUUAAUGGCGUCCGCGGCCUUUACAUUGCCAGCAAUGUCAUCAUCGCACUCAUAUAUCUCUACAUUCAGUCGUCCAUCAACAAGAAGAAGGACAUGACGACGCUCAAGUACGUUGAGCCCCCGCCAAUGGGCUCCACCGAGGAGGGCAAGCUCGUCACCACCACGGUCCACGCCUACGACAUCCAGCAGCUGCGCACCGCCUUCCGCGGCCAGGCCAUGGGCGUCGCCAUGAUGGCCUUUAUGCACCUGUACAUGAAGUACACCAACCCGCUGCUCAUCCAGUCCAUCAUCCCUCUCAAGAGCGCGCUCGAAGGCAACCUGGCCAAGAUCUACCUGUACGGCCAGCCCGCCGUCGGCGACCUCAAGCGCCCCUUCAAGCAGGCUGCGGGCUUCAUGAGCGCCAUGCAGAGCGGCCAGGCCCAGAGCGACAAGAAGGCUGUCGAGGCUGCCGAGCGGGCCGGCCGCGGCGGUGUCAAGGAGGAGUAGAGAGGGCGCGUCGUCUAGGAGCUACGCGCAAGCUGGGCAUGUGGCUGAGCGCCGGCAGAGGGGUGGGACUUGGUGUAGUGUAUGAUAGUCCAUUGUCAACGACGCUUCGAUGCGCCUCUGGCCGUCGGCUCUGAAACAUCAAUCGUCUACUUUAGGGAGCAACGUGAAAUGAUACCCGAGUGCCGGGCACAUGAGACUUUGUCUGCCGACCUAAGAGCGUUUUGGAGCGGAACAAGGCAAGGCAAGCACUUAUAAACGAGCGCAAUCCCAUUUUGUAUUGUCUUGCCAGCUUUCGUGCCCCACGGGAUAUGGGUCAUCGAAUGACCAGUCUAGUCAACAAACUGCAAAACCCCCUCGCAACCCCCAAAGUGGUUUCGAACGAUGACCCGAAUCCACGGCCCACGGCCUCGUGAUCAAUGACGCAACAUUCCUAACCCUCCUACGCCGGACCAUCGCAGUCCUGGCCCUACAUCCGCCCCAACGCGCCGUCAGCCGUCCGGCCCUCCACACGUUUUUGCAAGCCGCCUCUGAGAGCGGUACCAUGACGCCGAGGAUGCGAGGUCAAGGCACAACGGGUAACGGUGCAAGAACAGACAAAAAACUCACCAUCUUGCGCUGAGUUGUACAGUAGCGGGUGCUGCCCGUGCCGCAGCAGUACUCCCUGGGUCCACAGGCCGCGGCGGCGGCGCAUACCUGGGCCGAGUACUAUGCGGGGGAAAAGAAAGUGUGAGAAAAGCAAGAACACUAGGGAGAAAAGAGGGGUGGAGGGGGUUGUUUGUUGCUGGUGCCGCUGCUGCUGCAAGCAACGCGUGUGCCUGCUGCUGCUGCGUCGCGUGCGGCAUAGUACUUACAACCGUGCCAUAUGUCCCAUAUGUCGAGCCUCGCCAGGCUGCCCCCAGGGCGGUGCCGGCGAGUGCGGCGAGGAGCAUGGUGGCGGCGAGGACCUUCAUGGCGACGUUGGGUGGGCUGAUAUAAAACUUGGACUGUGAAGAGUGGGAGGACGUCUGCUGGAUGUUGCCUUUCUGUUGUGAUUGCAAUGCUGGGGUUUCAGGCAAAUAAACCAACGGCGGCGCUGGGGGCGAAUUUAUACGCGGG